Molecule: messenger RNA, 3069 nt
Organism: Gopherus flavomarginatus (Mexican gopher tortoise)
Lineage: Eukaryota; Metazoa; Chordata; Testudines; Testudinidae
Gene: EFNA5
Product: ephrin A5
Exons: 5
Coding region: 1569-2255 (228 amino acids)
Biological process (GO): ephrin receptor signaling pathway; regulation of cell-cell adhesion; regulation of actin cytoskeleton organization
Cellular component (GO): external side of plasma membrane; plasma membrane
Molecular function (GO): ephrin receptor binding
Source: RefSeq, a predicted model, not a curated record
UGCUCCGAGCUGGCUGCGCCUCCUCUGUGCAUCUACUCCUCGCACACACCAGCUUCCAGAUCUCUCUUCUGACGCACACGCAUGUGUAUGUAUGUGUGUGUCUCUAUAUACCGUGUAUAUAUCUAUGCAGUUGUCUGUUGCACACGCACAUGCACACAGACACCCAGCGCGCUAGGCUCCUAGAUUUUCUUAGGCUGCUGAUGUCGGAUUUACAGGCAGUGAAGGGACCAGCAUUGCAAAAGGGGGCGUGACAGUUUAAAUAUCCCCCCAAAAAAACAUUUUUUUUGCGAAACUGACUUUUGUUCCCCCCCCCUCCCCCGCCGCUGCAUUCAAGUUUAUUUGCUUGCUAGGGCGGAAUAUUUUUUCUUCAGAGGGAAAAGCUGCUGGGCAAGACCAAGACGAAGGUUUGAUUUGUUUUCUGAUGUAGUCCUCUGAGGGGUGCUUGCUUUCCUUCCCCCUCCCUUCGCUCUUUCAAACUGUUUCGUCCUUUUUCCCCAAGUCGAUGGUUCAGGGAUGGACCCUGCUUUAUUCUAACACAGACACUUGGGGAAGCCGAAGGAGGAGAUUGCUGCUGCUCGUCCUGCGGCUCCAGCUCGUUCCCUAUGCAGAGGAGGCGGCUUGACACCAGCAUCACUAGAGGAGUUUGUGGGCUUUCAGUUUCCCCUUCUGUGAGGUUCGGCUGGUUUUACAGCCUCUCCUAAAACACCCUGAUUUCCAUCUGCUCGCGUCCCGCGCCGCAGAACUGCUUGGAUUGGCCGCUUUUUGUGCCGUUGCUGUGGCUCGCUCCGUAGUGCAUCCAGCGCUCAGGAACAGGAAGGACAAAAACCCACCCCACGAAGUCUCCUCCAACCAAGACACACUCUGUGCUGCAGAGCAGGCUCCCCAACUCCAUCCGCGCAGCAGCCAGACUCUUCGGGGCUCGCCUGCUGCCAUUCCGCAGCGGUGGGGGGACAGCGGCAAACUUUGUACUUGUGGCACGGAUUCGCCUCCCGCACGGCCCAGCUGCCUGGACACGUUCCCAGGACCCCGGGGGGAGGGCGCCAGGGGCAAGAUUUGUAGCUGCUGCUGCUGCUUCCUCUCCAUCCUCGCGCGCUUACCUGAACCGGUUGCAGCUGCCUCCAGAGCCGGAGGGCUGCGAAGGAAGGACGGACAUUGAACCCCCUCCCCGCAUGUGCCACGAGCCACCAAGUAACUUUGCAAGAGGCCGGAGAGCGGUGCCUUGAGAGGAGCCACCCCCACCCGCAGCCUAGCGCUAACAGCCUCCCGGCGCCGGUGUAUGUCUCCCCGUGGGCUCCGCAUUGAACUCCCGGUGAAUGUUCCCCGCCCGCCGCCCGCUGCUGCCGCCGCCCGGCUCGGAUCUCACCUCCCCCUGCCGGGGUGACUAAGCUCCAGCGGCUCCCGAAGGGACCCAAGGACCCCCCCCCUCCGCACACCCUGUUGGGGGGGCGUCUCGCUGCGGCUCGUCAGUGCAGCCUCCUUGUGACCCCCUCCCUGCCCUCUCCGUGUGUCUGGCUGUGACUUGACUGACUGACUGAUCCCCCGGCGGCGGCGUGGGCCGGGACUCAGUGAUGUUGCACGUGGAGAUGUUGAUGCUGGUGUUUCUGGUGCUCUGGAUGUGUGUGUUCAGCCAGGAUCCCGGCUCCAAGGCGGUGGCCGAUCGCUAUGCUGUCUACUGGAACAGCACCAAUCCUAGAUUCCAAAGGGGUGACUACCACAUUGAUGUCUGCAUCAAUGAUUAUUUGGAUGUGUUCUGCCCUCACUAUGAGGAUUCGGUGCCAGAAGAUAAGACUGAACGCUAUGUUCUUUACAUGGUGAACUUCGAUGGCUAUAGCUCCUGCGAUCACACCUCCAAGGGAUUCAAGAGGUGGGAAUGUAAUCGGCCACAUUCACCGAAUGGACCAUUGAAGUUCUCAGAAAAAUUCCAGCUCUUCACUCCCUUCUCUCUAGGAUUUGAGUUCAGGCCAGGCCGGGAAUAUUUCUACAUCUCUUCUGCAAUCCCAGAUAAUGGAAGGAGGUCCUGUCUAAAGCUUAAAGUCUUUGUGCGGCCAGCAAACAGCUGUAUGAAAACUAUAGGUGUUCAUGAUCGUGUUUUCGAUGUUAACGACAAAGUAGAAAAUUCAUUAGAACCAGCAGAUGAUACCGUACAUGAGUCAGCCGAGCCAUCCCGCGGUGAGAAUGCAGCACAGACACCGAGGAUAUCCAGCUGGCUUUUGGCAACCUUACUGUUCCUCCUGGCGAUGCUUUUGACGUUAUAGCACAGUAUAUUCCAGUAACCUGUCACAGAAAACAUCAGGGUCUUGGAACAACAAAGAUCCACCUAACUGCUCCUCCCAAGAAAGGGACUUUAUAUUGGUUUUGCAGAUGUCAAAAAAAAAUUUUUGGCAGAGGGGGGUUUGUUUUUUUCCUUUCAGCCUGAACUAUGAGCAAGAAUUUGAGGGGAAUAACUAGUUUCAGUUCCCAACCUUCCCCAUGACUUUCCUUGACCCCUCCAAAAAUCAAAGGACUCAAAGUGAAAAUGCCAAAUUAUAACAGUGAUACUAGUGAUUCUUAUUUUCCUCUUCAUUCUCCUUUAAGAAGUCACCUCCACUAGCUCUCUGUGUCAUCUGUAUAUGGAUACGGAAGAAUAGUGGCAGAUGCAGUCAGUGAAGGAUAAGGAACCUGAGUGGAAGCCCAGGAGGGUUUUACUCUCCAAUACAAUAUUUAUGCCUUCUCGUUCAGUACUGUAAGAUGAUCAUGCAAGGCAUCAUGUCACCAUGUCAGGACUGGAGGGGAAAUAUUAAGAACAGAUAUAACACUAUUUUCUCUAGGAGUUUCUAAAUGAACAGACUUCUAAAAGGAAGAGACACUGUUUCUUGUAAGACUGUCUUGAAACAUCAUUGACAGUAAAAACCUAUGCUCCAUAAGAGAAGCUCUGUCUUUAGAAAAAAAAUAUUAAUAUUUAGGAAUUUAGCACACAGCAAGCAAGGCCAGAUUUAGGAAACUUAGCUGGGGGUGCGAGUGCCUCUGUUAUUUCUAUUUAAGUGGGUAGUGCACACCAGAUUAUUUUCUUUCAAAACAGAUCACCAUGGU